Molecule: messenger RNA, 832 nt
Organism: Girardinichthys multiradiatus
Lineage: Eukaryota; Metazoa; Chordata; Actinopteri; Cyprinodontiformes; Goodeidae
Gene: iqcc
Product: IQ motif containing C
Exons: 5
Coding region: 120-659 (179 amino acids)
Molecular function (GO): protein binding
Source: RefSeq, a predicted model, not a curated record
UGCGGCAUGUAUGUCUUUUCAUUAAUAUGCUUUUAAUUUGUAAGAUAGAGCCCGGAACUGAGUAAAAAGGUUGCGUUAACUCCCGCUCUCCGGUUAACUACUGUCAUGUCACCAUAACAAUGGACAGAAGCAAAUGGAACAAGAUAAUCACACGUUUCCAGGCUUGUGCGCGCGGACACCUCGCGAGAACCGAAGUGCGGCGCGCGCGCGAGGACUUUGAGGAGAUCGUGAGGGAAAUAGAAGGAGGGUUGACCCAUUUAAGGUGGACUGACACGACCCCAUCCAUCCCAUACUUUACAGACACAGGGGAAGUAUGUCUUCGACCUGCCAGCUGUUUACUCAAGCCACCAGACCCAGAACUAGAUGUCGAUUCUCCCCAGAGUUCAAAUCCCUCACCAGCGGUGGGUCAGGAUCUCUGUGUCCAGCCAGAGAGGAAAGAAGCCAAAAGAGAGGAUUGGUCCAUCAUCCCUGUGAGAGGGGAAGAAGGGGUGAUUGAGAGGGGUCCUCAGCAGUACUGCCUGGCACAGGAGGUGCCUCGUACCUCAGAAGCACUGCGUCUGCAUAGAAACGCUUUGACCAUGGAGCUGGUCUGGCUCCAGCAAGCCAUCGGCAGCAGGAAAAAGUAUCUAUCCCUGAAGGACAGACUGAGUGUAUCCUGACGGUAAAAGUAAUAUGAACUGGACCUAAAGUGGGACUAAUGGGAACAGAUCACUCUAAUGUCAUCUGUGUUAUAAAUUAUCUAUAUGUUGUAUUUAUGAUGUAAUAUAUGAAACUGCAUUUAAAGUGUACGUUUUUGAUACUGUUAAAGAAAUAAAUAAUAUUUUUCUACAAA